CCCAGCCAAUAGAACGCGAGCGGUGAAGCCAAAGGCGCGCGUGGCAGUCGGUUGGCUCUAACGGUCGUCAUUCGACGCCACCUUCGGUUAGGGUUGGGCGCAGGAGGAGCGAGCAGGGAACGAGACAGUCGCCGUCUCCGCGAGGCACCAUGCGUGAAUGCAUCUCUAUCCAUGUUGGACAGGCUGGAGUUCAGAUUGGCAAUGCUUGUUGGGAAUUGUAUUGUCUUGAACAUGGAAUCCAACCUGAUGGCCAGAUGCCAAGUGACAAAACCAUAGGAGGCGGUGAUGAUUCCUUUAACACUUUCUUUAGUGAAACAGGAGCUGGUAAACAUGUGCCUAGAGCUGUCUUUGUGGACCUUGAACCAACUGUAGUUGAUGAGGUACGUACAGGCACUUACAGGCAGUUAUUUCACCCUGAGCAACUUAUUACUGGAAAAGAAGAUGCUGCUAACAAUUACGCCAGAGGGCAUUAUACCAUAGGAAAAGAGAUUGUUGAUCUAGUGCUGGAUCGCAUUCGCAAGUUGGCUGAUCUAUGUACAGGUCUCCAGGGUUUUCUCAUUUUUCAUAGUUUUGGAGGAGGUACUGGUUCUGGAUUUGCAUCUCUGCUCAUGGAAAGACUCUCGGUUGACUAUGGCAAAAAGUCCAAGUUGGAGUUUGCAAUUUACCCAGCUCCACAGGUGUCUACUGCUGUGGUGGAGCCUUAUAAUUCUAUCCUUACUACGCAUACAACACUGGAGCAUUCUGACUGUGCAUUCAUGGUAGAUAACGAAGCCAUUUAUGAUAUUUGUCGACGUAAUCUCGACAUUGAACGUCCUACCUACACAAACCUAAAUCGUCUCAUCGGUCAGAUAGUUUCUUCCAUUACAGCUUCACUUCGUUUUGAUGGGGCUCUGAAUGUAGAUCUGACAGAAUUUCAGACAAAUCUUGUCCCAUAUCCCCGAAUCCAUUUCCCUCUGGCAACAUAUGCACCUGUCAUUUCAGCUGAAAAGGCGUACCAUGAGCAGUUGUCUGUGGCUGAAAUCACCAAUGCCUGUUUUGAACCAGCUAAUCAGAUGGUAAAGUGUGACCCUCGCCAUGGUAAAUACAUGGCCUGCUGUAUGCUGUAUAGAGGUGAUGUUGUCCCAAAAGAUGUCAAUGCUGCUAUUGCAACUAUCAAAACAAAGCGUACCAUUCAGUUUGUGGAUUGGUGUCCAACUGGGUUCAAGGUAGGCAUAAACUACCAGCCACCCACUGUAGUGCCAGGUGGGGAUUUGGCCAAGGUGCAGCGUGCUGUCUGUAUGUUGAGUAAUACAACUGCCAUUGCAGAAGCUUGGGCUCGUCUUGACCAUAAGUUUGACCUGAUGUAUGCCAAGCGAGCUUUUGUGCAUUGGUAUGUUGGGGAAGGAAUGGAAGAAGGAGAAUUUUCAGAAGCUCGUGAGGAUUUGGCUGCCCUUGAGAAAGAUUAUGAAGAAGUGGGUGUUGAUUCUGUGGAAGCCGAGGCUGAAGAAGGAGAGGAGUACUAAAAGGAGAAGUAUCCUCAAAUGAUCAACAUUUAAGAGUAUUUUCAUAUUCUCGUUCAGUUUCAAAUAAAAUUUUUAAAGUUUUAGCAGGUUUCAUUUAAUAGUUUCAAAUAGAUAGUUAUGUCUCAUAGUUUGAUUUAUCAGUAGUUUUAUGCAAUAGACUCUUAUCCAGGCAGUUUUAAGAGUCGAUUGAAAAUACCUGAAGUAUUAUUAAAAAUAAGACAUAUAUAGUAUAUGCAUUGCCUACCCAUUAAAAUAAUGAGAAUUUAAACAAAUUGAAUAUUUAGGAAAAGUAUGUAACCCCAACAUUUUGGAUUGUCAGUUUUUUUCAUGAAGGCAUGUAAUCUUGAACUAGAUAAAAAUAGUUGUGUCUGAAAUGCAAAGUUAUAAAUCUUUAUUUUGAAGGAAAUCAACACUGUUUUGUAUGUGUUAAUUCCAGAAGACAGGAUUGUGAACGUUUCCUGCAAUUUUGUAUUUCUUCAUUUGGAAUUAAAACAUAUUGAGCAUAUCAAGCCUUAGGUCCAAUAGCUUUGCACAGGGAAUAUUUUGUGCAUUUGGUUGUCUGUGAUUAUUAUAUUCUGGCCAGUUCCUUAAACCCAAGACUCCCAGUACCGUUUGAGCAGAAUGGAGAUCAUGAUAGCAAUCAUAAGUAUCUAGUUCAAGUGCAUUGAAACAAAACACGUAAACUAGUUUCCUGUAGAUAGAGAAGGAUUUUCUAUCCAAAGGACAUAAGUUUUAUUUUUUUCACUGAUAAAAUACAGGUAAUGUCCAUGCAUGGCUUCAAGGAUUUGUAAACCUAAUGGCUUUAAUUAAAAUUCAUGUUAAUAUAAGAUA
Anolis sagrei ordinatus is the source of this 2333-nucleotide messenger RNA. Its product is annotated as tubulin alpha-3 chain. Gene Ontology annotation, biological process: mitotic cell cycle; microtubule cytoskeleton organization. The record is from RefSeq and is a predicted model, not a curated record. Gene Ontology annotation, molecular function: GTP binding; structural constituent of cytoskeleton. Gene Ontology annotation, cellular component: cytoplasm; microtubule. Lineage: Eukaryota; Metazoa; Chordata; Lepidosauria; Squamata; Anolidae.